This is a messenger RNA of Dermacentor silvarum, 1614 nucleotides long. RefSeq lists its product as uncharacterized. The transcript is spliced from 7 exons. Lineage: Eukaryota; Metazoa; Arthropoda; Arachnida; Ixodida; Ixodidae. Gene Ontology annotation, molecular function: protein binding. Bases 721 to 1599 code for a protein of 292 amino acids. The record is from RefSeq and is a predicted model, not a curated record.
GGAUGCAUUGUAGAGAGGUUUUUCGUUCAAGAACAUUGUCGCCGCUCUUUUCGUAAUCAGUGUUCAACUUUUGGCGCGUACAUAAGACGACGCAUACGGAUUGCCACUUCCGUUUCCACACGCCGUUUCUCCAACAACGCUGCACCGUUUUAUUACUAGCUAGUAAACAAAACCGCACCUAAUGGGUAUGCAUGACUAGCUGAGUGACGACCCGGCUGGCCGGCCCGGCCGUGUCAAAACCAAGACGCCGCAACGCUCACGUGCGCUCACAUGUGCACGGGGACUUUUGGGGGAACCGUGGCGCGUACUUCAUUGUGCAGUACUGCGAUUGUACCCAGCUGUGCUCGCAUAAGUGCUGUUGGUCAGUGUAACUUAAUUUACCACUGAUUUUGUGGUAUUAUUCCAACUCGCGGCGCCCAGAGUCUCUGACAUUCUAUCGUGAACUACAGGGGACAGACGAUCCUCACGUUUAUCCAGGAUGGAACAGGCAUUUUUGCACGUGCUUUCUACACCCUCCUGCACGAGCCAGAUUUCGCAGUCACACAACUUAUAGUAUUUCGCCACGUAAAAGGGCUUCGUUUUUUCGAACGCAUGGUCAAAAACGAAAGACCACAGCAAGGGAGGCUUUGUCUCCCCUUUGCAUCGUGCCCUAGCAACAACCUUUGUUCAGCUAAUUCUCCCUUCAACUGUGCAAGACCAAUGAAGGAAGCUUGACUAACCAUGGACACUGUGCCAAACGAGGUGCUGCUGCCCAUUCUGGCACUUGUGGAUGGUGCAAGUCUUGUCAGGUGCAAGCGUGUGUGCAAGCGGUGGCAGGCACUGGUGGAGGCAAUCCUACAACACAGCCAUGUUCUUUGGAAAAUGAUAUGCCAGUCAGAAAUUGACCCUGAGGUGCUGCCCGAACUUCUUGGCCAGUCAUGCCCAGAGGAUGAAUCUGGAGGAGUGCAAGUAGACUGGUUCACUGUCUACAAGCGUUGGUACAGUGCAAGUGCCGUCUCAAAGUUCUCUCAUCGCAUUUGCAUGCUGCACUGUUAUUACUCUGAAGUGACAUGCCUGAAGGCAUCAGGAGAUAUAGUUGUGUGUGGCCAUAACAGUGGAUAUGUUGUCGUUUGGAGUGCUCGGGGAGGCUGGCCUGUUUUGACGAUAAAGGCAUCUUUAUAUGCAAUAUCCGAUCUGGCAUUGUUCAACCUUCGCGGUCCUGCUGCGCUAUUCCCUGGCCCAUCCUGCUACAAGCAUGCUCACGUUCUGUGUGUGUCACGUAUUCCACUCCUGAAAGCCUACAGUCUGGAAGGGGGAGGUUGCAGCUCUACGAAUAUGGUCAUGAGAGAUUACCCAAUAGCGUCCAUGAAAAUUUGUGGUGACCUGCUGGCCACUCUGACCUUGGUGCGGUGUGUUGUGUCUGUCAUGCGGCUGACGUUGACAGGAGGCAAGGUCCAGUUUCAACCACUGCUGAGCUCUUUCUUGCAAGAGGGUGUCUGCUCAUGGAUAGGCCUCAAUAAACAUUGCGUGAGUGGGCGGCUGUUCUUGCACGUUGGCAGCAUGCUUUACUGGAAUAAUAAAAAAAGGGUGCUGGCUAAUUGGUUGAUUGAUUUGGUUUAAAAGGUCAUUAAAGAG